Molecule: messenger RNA, 2566 nt
Organism: Drosophila obscura
Lineage: Eukaryota; Metazoa; Arthropoda; Insecta; Diptera; Drosophilidae
Gene: kat-60L1
Product: katanin p60 ATPase-containing subunit A1
Exons: 5
Coding region: 91-2157 (688 amino acids)
Biological process (GO): microtubule severing
Cellular component (GO): microtubule cytoskeleton
Molecular function (GO): microtubule binding; ATP binding; ATP hydrolysis activity
Source: RefSeq, a predicted model, not a curated record
GUUUCGUUUCAAGUGUGUGUGUUUUUAAAUUUUAAGUGGAGUUUAUGUUAUAUGUCCGACUGAUCGUGCGACGAUAGACAGCACAGCGAUAUGUUCAACACAAGUACCCAGAACUGGUUCGGCAUGGGCCAGACCACGACUGCUCCCGCCGGCGGCGUUGCCCAGCUGUUGAACAAUAAUUCCAGAGGCGCCCAAUCGAAUCAUUAUCACCAGCAGCAGCAGCAGCAGCAGCAUCAGCAUCAGCAGCCUUUCAUGCGGCAGCGUUCGCUGACCAGCUCCAAUCCAGCCCUUGAGCGCACUGCCCUGGCCCUUCGUCCACAGUCGCCCCCCAAUGUGCAGGUGGAGUACGAGGUGGCCGUACCAUUUGUCUCUGCCUACAGACACACACCAUAUCAUUCGCUAUGGGAUCUGCACCAGUGCUCUUCCACACCCCCCACGAGCUUGUCGCACAUGGCCCGUAUGAUGGACACGUUGAUACUGGACUCGCUGUCGCCAUUCGGCUUCACCAAGAUCACAGCGACCAGCCGACCCUCACGCACCUCCAAUACGUGUGUCAAGAAGACCACAGUGGAGAGCGGACAUGCGACGGCAGCCGACCGCCAGCAGCACAGGCCGAUCAACAACUUGGGAGCCAACGCUCCGGCCGGGCUGGGCAUCGGCGAACCUGCUCCAUUGCGGAGCAAGCGUCUGCCCACGCAAGUCUCCGCCACAGAAGUCGCCCCUCAGCCGCGGCCCAAUCAUCCGGCGAUGCCUUUCCCCUCCCAGCAGCAGGACAACCGCUGGGUCUCAUCGCUGAGACGGCGCGACCCAGAGCUCCAGCCCACAUUGCCUUCCAUCAACAGCAAUGCGAACAGCAACAGCAACAGCAACAGCCAGAACCUCAGUCAGAGCCACCACGGCAGUGCCGCGAAUGUGGGAGUGGGCCUGGCGGGAAGUGGACCCGCAGGCGCCCCCAGUGUGGGAGCCAUGCGGUUUGGCCGGCCGGGGCGGGCUUCAGCUAUGGCUGCUGCCGUGCGCAAGAGUCGAUCCGUGGAGCGCUUGCGGGCCCGCAAACAAAGCAUAAACGCACAAAUGACGCUCAAGCACAAGCCGAUGAAGAAGAACUCGCUGGACGAGAACUCCAACUCCGACGACCAGGAUGCCACCACAUCUCUGGAGGACAACUCUCAGGCACAAUCAAUCUCCACCACGCACAACACACCCAAGUGCUCCCCGAAGACCAAGGCCAAGCACUUCUCGCCACUGGGCUACGAAGGGCGCUUGGUUGACACUUUGGAGAAGGACAUCCUGCAGCGGCACCCCCGCAUUAAGUGGACUCACGUGGCUGGCCUAAACGAGGCCAAGACCAUCUUGCAGGAGGCGGUGGUACUUCCCGUAAUCAUGCCGGAGUUCUUCAAGGGAAUUCGAAGGCCGUGGCGGGGCGUUCUGAUGGUGGGUCCGCCGGGCACUGGCAAGACCAUGCUGGCCAAGGCAGUGGCCACGGAGUGUGGCACCACCUUCUUCAACGUGUCCUCCUCCACACUCACAUCCAAGUACCGCGGGGAGAGCGAGAAGCUGGUGCGCCUGCUCUUUGAAAUGGCGCGCUUCUAUGCGCCGAGCACGAUUUUCAUUGACGAAAUCGACGCACUCUGCGCCUCGCGGGGCAGCGACUCGGAGCACGAGGCCAGCCGGCGGUUCAAGGCGGAGCUGCUCAUACAAAUGGAUGGCCUCAAUGCGAGCAUGCAGGAGGAGAAGGUAAUCAUGGUAUUGGCAGCCACAAAUCAUCCCUGGGACAUCGACGAAGCCUUCAGGAGACGCUUCGAGAAGCGGAUCUAUAUCCCGCUGCCGAACGAGGAAACGCGCUCGGCACUGCUCAAGCUUUGUCUGAAGGAUGUCUGCCUGUCCCCUAACCUCAACACGGCCAUGAUCGGGGAGGAGAUGCAGGGGUACUCCGGCUCGGACAUAAGCAACGUGUGCCGGGACGCAUCCAUGAUGGCCAUGCGUCGACUCAUUUCGGGGCGAACUCCGGAGGAGAUUAAGCAGAUACGCCGCGAAGACGUCGAUCUCCCAAUCACGCUGCAGGACUUCCAGGACGCGCGACAGCGCACCAAGAAGUCCGUUUCUGCCGACGAUGUAGCCCGAUUCGAGAAGUGGAUGGAGGAGUACGGCUCCUGCUAGUUGUACGGGUUGCUGCUACAGCACUCCCCCUCCCCAUGUCUUUGAUCAGACUGCAUUCCCUUCUCCCGUGCGUACUUCCAACGUAGCCCAACCUACAAUUGCAAUAAUUUUUAUUAGCUAAUACUGUAUAAACAAUAUGCGAUGCGGCGUUAGCUAUGUAUGUAUAAUUAUUUUGUAUACGCUUAAUUGCUCAAGUGGCCCACGCUCAGCUCUCAGUCCUCAGCCCUCAGCCACGCCCCUCUAUGCGCACAUGGUAAUUUCCGAUACACAAAUAUGUACACAUAAAGGACGUAUGUAUGUAUGUAAUUUUUAAUAUUUAUUCGACAGAAUCCUACAGAAGGCUUAUAGCAACAAAAUGUAUUUUGUAAUCAACAUAUUUAGAACGAAAAACGAAAAAUAAAUUACUCGA